This is a messenger RNA of Exophiala bonariae, 2166 nucleotides long. RefSeq lists its product as uncharacterized. The transcript has a single exon. Lineage: Eukaryota; Fungi; Ascomycota; Eurotiomycetes; Chaetothyriales; Herpotrichiellaceae. Gene Ontology annotation, biological process: molybdopterin cofactor metabolic process. Gene Ontology annotation, molecular function: molybdenum cofactor sulfurtransferase activity. The coding region runs from base 1 to 2166 and encodes 721 amino acids. The record is from RefSeq and is a predicted model, not a curated record.
AUGGCCGUGCAGAAUUCCGCGGGUGGCUAUAAUGCGUAUCUUAAGAAAAUGAGGCACCGGGAAUACCCUCAGUUAUCGGGCACCACAUACCUUGACCAUGCGGGCACAACCCUCUAUCCGGCGUCCACCAUAAAUGCAUUUGCCAAAGAUAUGUCGACCAACCUUUUCGGCAACCCGCACUCUGCAUCUCCCUCAUCUGCACUGUCAACAACUCGUGUAAGCGAGGUCCGACGGCUUGUAUUGGAACGAUUUAAAGCAGAUCCAAAGCACUUCGAUCUAAUCUUCGUCGCCAACGCUACUGCCGCCAUCAAGUUGGUCUCACACGCCUUUCAAGAUCACGGGUACUGGUAUGGGUUUCACGCAGAUGCACAUACGAGCCUCGUAGGAGUCAGGGAGCUCGCUACACAUGGACAUCGAUGUUUUGCCACCAAAGAGGAGGUUGAUUCUUGGAUUGAUUCCGGUAUCAAUGAUGAAGCCAUACCCCGACUUUUUGGCUACCCAGCCCAAUCUAACAUGACGGGGUAUCGACUCCCACUAAACUGGGGUGGGAAAAUCCGCGCCAAAACAGCCUCGCAGAAAUUUCCAACGUACACACUCCUCGAUGCUGCCUCAUAUCUCACCAGCGGCAACCUCGACCUCAGUGAUCAUACCCAGGCCCCUGAUUUCAUCACCCUCUCGUUCUACAAGAUAUUCGGCUUUCCUGAUCUUGGUGCUCUCAUUGUGCGAAAAGAGUCCAGUAAUCUUCUUCUUUCGCGAAAAUACUUUGGUGGUGGUACUGUGGAGAUGGUGACAGCGAUUGGAGAUUCAUGGCACCAGUUGCAUCGAAGCGAGAUCCACGAAGCUCUCGAGGAUGGCACACUUCCUUUCCAUAAUAUUGUCGCUCUUCACCAUGCUAUGGACACACAUAAUAGACUGUUCGGCACCCCAUCACAAUGUUCUGAUUGGGCUUCUCAUCUCACAGAACACGGGUAUAAGAGGCUCUCCAACCUAACCCAUUACAACGGGGUGAGAGUAUUGCAGAUCUACAAGUCUCCCCAUGCGCAAUUUGGAGACGCUCGCACACAAGGACCCAUAAUCUCCUUUAGCAUACGCUCACAUUUGGGCAAGAUUAUUGGCAAAUCUCGCUUUGAAGCACUCGCAAUCGCCGCUGGUAUUCAGCUUCGAACAGGUGGGGUUUGUAACCCUGGCGGCAUUGAAGCCAUGUUGGACCUAGAUUCCUGGGAAAUGAAAAGAAACUUCAUGCAAGGGAUGAGCUGUGGGAAUUCCUUGGAUGUUAUUGGCGGUAAGCCGACUGGCAUCAUAAGAAUUAGCCUGGCUCCAAUUACCACGAGAGAAGAUGUCGACAGGUUUGUGGAAUUCGUGAAGGAGUUCUUCGUAGUCGACGAGAGCGAGAAGGACUUGCCCAGGCGCCAGUUCGCACAGAACAGCCAACCACCUAUUCCAUUAAUCACGCCGAUUACAGGCUGCUUACCGAUAGAAGUUUUGUCAGAAGAUUUCCACUCUACAGUCGAGGCAGAGGCGGCCUACAUAGGCUUCCAUGAACAAUGGUUCAUCAAGGAUCUUUCGACUGGAAAAAGAAUUUCGAACCAAGAAGAGACACUCCAGAAGCUUAAACUGAAAAUGGAAUUUGAUGAAAACCAAAUGACUAUAUCAUAUAUCGGACCGAACAGGCAGUUAGGUCAGCAAAACUCGAUCGUGGUCGAACUGUGGAAAGGAUUACAGAUACCAAAACACAUAUCAGCGGCUACACCUACUUCGAUGUCAGAGAUUCAAUGUUUCUUUACCUCCAUUACUGAUACACCUACCACAUUAGGCCAUCGAUUGCAACGUCUAGACCAGAAGUCUUCGCCCUUGAAAUGCCAUAUUUGCGUGGUCUGGUGGUGUGGCACGGUGUUUAAAACCGCAGAAGACUUGCACCAGCAUUAUUGUCAACACGGGCAAAAUUUUCAAGGCUCCCACGCCGAAAAGUGCAAUCGAAAGAAAGAAACUUCAAAAAUGCUGAGAUCUCAAGAAAAAGCUUGGUUAAAGACAGGAUUCGUCAAUGUUUCCAGUUUUAGCGAGAAGUCUACUGAGAAUUUCGACUCAGGUAUAGCAAAAAUGUGGCUACAAGGUCGAAAAGAGAAAUCGAGUUUCUCAUUUAGGCGACUAUGCAGCAUCCGUCGAUAG